ACGUGUCGCGUCCAUGUUGCUGCGGGCGAGCAGAGGGAAAUUAGCGUCCGGUUGGCCGCGAUGGUGAGGUUGAGGGCGAGAUGUCUGCUUGUUGGAGAUCCAGCUGUAGGCAAAAGUGCUCUGUCGCAGAUGUUCCACAGUGAUGGCACUCUCUUCCAGAAGAACUACAGUAUGACAACGGGUGUGGAGCUGCUCAUCAAAAGUGUCAACAUCCCUGAGAGCAACGACAGCGUGGAGCUCUACAUCGUCGACUCUGCGGGCAAGGAAGCAUUAGUGGAAGCCUGUGAGAAAAUGUGGGGCAGGCCGUCGCUGCUGUGCCUGGUGUUUGACCUGACCAGCCAGCGCUCCUUUGACAGCUGCGGCCCCUGGAUGGAGAGAGUCCGGGCCCACUGCCAAGGCCUCCGUGUUCCAGGUGUGCUUGUGGGCAACAAGUCUGACCUGGCUGCCAGGAGGGAGGUGAAAACGUCUGUGGCGCAGGAGUGGGCCCGGAGCCAAGGCUUGGAAUACCACGAAACAUCUGCUAAGGAGAUGGAGAACAGCGAGGCGCCGCUCCUCAGUUUAGCUCGAGCCUUUCACUCUCACUACCAGGAGUGCAGAGAGACCAUCCAGAACCUGAGUCCAGGCUAGACACACACACACACACACACACACACACACGCACACACACACACACACACACACACACACACACACACACACACAUGCUUGGGACUUUUUGAUAUAGAACGAGCACCAAUAAAUCAGUUUUUGAUGAUUGGGAAAUAUUUUUGCCAUGAUUUUUUUACCAGAACCCCAAAUGGACUUUAUGCUAUUGAUUUCCACAAUAAUUGACCACAAAAAAACUAAACAUUUAAAGAGGUUUUAUGUCUACUGGUUAAGGAAGUAAACUUCAGAUCCAAUAUGCUGUUCAUGUUGGACUUUAAAAAAACUCACUCUAGAAUGAUUUUUUCUCAUUUUCUCUGAUUGAUUUUGAAUUGUAUUUGAUACAAGAUGGUUGUUGUGGCGCCUGAUCAAAUAAACACACAGUAGCCUGACACAGUUUAAGGAUUUAUUCCAUGUUUUUUCCAACAACAAUUUUCAACAGUUUUUCUCCAAAUAAAAACUUGUAUUUUCCGUGUUAAAUGUAGAAAACAAAACCUCACUUAAACUGCUGACUGUGUACUCAACAACUCGUAAUUACGGCGCCAUGCUUCUGGACUCUUGAGUGGGUGAUUAUAAUUACAGCAAUUAGCAUCUUUUCCUCCUCCCGUUUCCUUGUGCAGAGAGGUUUUCCCCGUUUUGUGUCCUUUUCCAUUUUUAUUACUGUGAAAUUAAAUCAUAACCAAUGUAAAGAUAAGUAUAACAUCCACCCACAAAUACAGAGACUGUAUUAACAUUGCACAAAUACUGUUAUUUCCUCGUUAAUCAGGUCUAAUUGGUUCCCUGGCCGUGGUGAAUUUUCGCUAAGUAGGAUCUUUUGUGACGAUGCAGCAUGUCGGCUGCUGUCGUGAUCCGAGGCUGCAAAAAAAGGCAAGUGUCGUGCAGGCAGAAGGUCGUUUGAUAAGGAACCAGGCAGAAGAAAUGUAAUGCAAGU
Nerophis lumbriciformis (worm pipefish) is the source of this 1573-nucleotide messenger RNA. RefSeq names its product intraflagellar transport 27 homolog (Chlamydomonas) (gene ift27). The record is from RefSeq and is a predicted model, not a curated record. NCBI's taxonomy places the organism in Eukaryota, Metazoa, Chordata, Actinopteri, Syngnathiformes, Syngnathidae. Gene Ontology annotation, molecular function: GTPase activity; GTP binding.